AUGGCCCCGACUAUCAUACAGUGGAUCCUGGAUACCCGGCAGUUGUGGCCCGAAGCCGCUGAAACGAAGCAGCUUGAGCAAGUUGCAUCCCGAGCCCUCGACCUUCUCAAGCCCGAAGAGCGCAAGGCAGUACUAAAGUAUUACCAUGUGCGCGACGCGAAGCUGUCCCUGGGCUCGCAUCUCUUGAAACGUUACGCCAUCAGCCGAUUCUGCCACGUUCCCUGGCCUGAGGCUACUGCCAUCCGCGACAAGCGCACCAAGCCUAUCUUCCGCGCCGCUGACGGUACCUCCCCACUGAGCUUUAACGUGAGCCAUCAGGCCGGCCUCGUCGCACUCUUCGCGAUACAUGGAUAUGACGCUGCGAACGGCCCAGUCGACGUUGGCGUGGAUGUGGUAUGCACGUCAGAGCGCCGCACAAGGGACCACCGCAUAUUGAGGAACGAGGGGUGGCCUAAAUUCGUCGACAUCCACGCUGAUGUGCUCUCGCCCCUCGAGGCGAACUUCCUCAAGUGGCAAGCGCUCGCCGCCAUCCCGCCGGGAUUGAAGCCUGGGGCCUCGACGGAGGAUGCGGCAGACUUCAAGCUGCGCUGCUUCUAUGCGCUGUGGUGCUUGAGGGAAGCGUACGUCAAGAUGACUGGAGAUGCUCUUCUUGCGCCGUGGCUGGGAGAGUUGCAGUUCAAGAAAUUCAGGCCGCCGGCUCCUGCAGAGAGUUUCGAGGCCGAGGGCGAGGCAGUUACGGAUCACGAGAUCGUGUUCAAGGGUACCAGGGUCGAGGAUGCAAAGAUAUCCCUCAAGGCUUUGGGCCCAGAUUACAUGACUUGCUCUGCCGUCCGGACACCUCAGCGGAAAGAGGACGGAUUGGCAUUUGAACUCGGCCCGUAUAAAAUGUUGGACAUAGACGAAGUGCUUACUUUUGGGGAGAGUCAUCAAAGUUAG
Molecule: messenger RNA, 936 nt
Organism: Colletotrichum graminicola M1.001
Lineage: Eukaryota; Fungi; Ascomycota; Sordariomycetes; Glomerellales; Glomerellaceae
Product: phosphopantetheinyl transferase
Exons: 2
Coding region: 1-936 (311 amino acids)
Cellular component (GO): cytosol
Molecular function (GO): magnesium ion binding; holo-[acyl-carrier-protein] synthase activity
Source: RefSeq, a predicted model, not a curated record